Messenger RNA from Salvelinus sp. IW2-2015, 717 nucleotides. NCBI's taxonomy places the organism in Eukaryota, Metazoa, Chordata, Actinopteri, Salmoniformes, Salmonidae. The record is from RefSeq and is a predicted model, not a curated record.
AUGUAUCUGGAUGUGAAGGAGGUGGAUGUGUGUCUGGGUUUUGGUGCAGAUGUGACAGAGCCCAACAGCUCAGACAGUCGCGGAGAACGUCUCGACUUCUUCCUCAAACAGGAAGAAGCUCUGGCAAUGGGCGAGGCCAACUUCCUGGGUGCCAGCGAAUCAGAUGAGGCCGGAGGUGGAACCGGGGGCAGGACUACCCCAUUGGUAGCCAAUCUGAGGGCAGCGUUGAUGAGCAAAAACAGCCUGCUGUCGCUACGGGCUGAGAUGCUGGGAGACGAUAACCCUGUACUGUUUGAAUUCAUGCCCAAAGGAGGACACUCCCUUUCACGCCUCCACCACCAGCAGCAGCACCUCCGAAGUGCAACAAUCCGACCAGGGGCCACAACAGGGGCCACAUUUGAUAGCAAACAAGGGGCUGCUUCCUUCUCCUCUUCCUCUCCUCUUCCACUUCUCCUCCCACCUCCUCUUCCACCACCCCCGCCAUCCUUCCUCCGUCCGCCCACACUCCCCCUGCAGCCCUCUGAGGCCGGGCCCCUGAUGGCCCUUGGAUUGCGGGCUGGGGGACCCCUCGCAGCACUCCACUCACACUCAGAGGAGCUGGCUAUGAAUGUAGAAGAGAAUCCUGAGGGUCCCGAGCCCCAUGAGCCCCCACCAGAGGUAAGCAGAUACAUCCAUGUUCACCCCUGGUGGAAGUUGGCCCUUAAGACACUGAUCUAG